Messenger RNA from Hyaena hyaena (striped hyena), 1182 nucleotides. RefSeq names its product RNA polymerase III subunit H (gene POLR3H). Gene Ontology annotation, molecular function: DNA-directed RNA polymerase activity; DNA binding. The transcript has 6 exons. Lineage: Eukaryota; Metazoa; Chordata; Mammalia; Carnivora; Hyaenidae. Gene Ontology annotation, cellular component: RNA polymerase III complex. The record is from RefSeq and is a predicted model, not a curated record. Bases 333 to 947 code for a protein of 204 amino acids. Gene Ontology annotation, biological process: transcription initiation at RNA polymerase III promoter; DNA-templated transcription.
CCCGAAGUCGGCGGCGCGUGGAAGCGCGGUGCGUGGCGGUGGCUCGUGGUUCGUGGGGGCUUGGUAGGGUCGUGCGGCGGCGCUCACACCCUGCCACCGGAGCGAGGGUGCCUCCCGCUGAGCCUCAGCUUCCUCUCUGCAGAGGCUGAGCGCGCCCCACACGGGCUACUUGGGGCCCUGGCGCGUCGCCCCACUGCCGGCCUGGGUUGACGGGGGUGGUAGCGGAGAGUCUCAGCGUUUGGGACGGGACCGAGGGGGUUCAGGAAGGCCCACCGCCCCACACCCCGGUGCGUGCCUGGCGCUCCCAUUCCCAGGGCCCCGCGCGGGCCGGGAUGUUCGUCCUGGUGGAGAUGGUGGACACCGUGCGGAUCCCCCCGUGGCAGUUUGAGAGAAAGCUCAACGACUCCAUUGCCGAAGAGCUGAACAAAAAGUUGGCCAACAAGGUCGUAUACAACGUGGGGCUCUGCAUCUGCUUGUUCGACAUCACCAAGCUGGAGGAUGCCUACGUGUUCCCAGGGGACGGCGCAUCACACACCAAAGUCCAUUUUCGCUAUGUGGUGUUCCAUCCCUUCCUGGAUGAGAUUCUGAUCGGCAAAAUCAAAGGCUGCAGCCCGGAGGGAGUGCACGUCUCUCUAGGGUUCUUUGAUGACAUUCUCAUCCCCCCAGAGUCGCUGCAGCAGCCAGCCAAGUUUGACGAGGCAGAGCAGGUGUGGGUGUGGGAAUACGAGACAGAGGAAGGAGCACACGACUUGUACAUGGACACCGGCGAGGAGAUCCGCUUCCGGGUGGUGGAUGAGAGCUUUGUGGACACGUCGCCCACGGGGCCCAGCUCAGCUGAGGCCACCUCUUCCAGUGAAGAGCUGCCAAAGAAGGAAGCUCCGUACACGCUUGUGGGAUCCAUCAGCGAGCCGGGCCUGGGCCUCCUCUCCUGGUGGACCAGCAGCUAGCCCUGGGGCUUGGACGGCGGACCCCAGCCCCGGGGAAGGUGGUGGCACCAGCUGUGGGGACUACAGCAGCUUCUGCGGGUGCCGAGCAGCAGAGUGUGCACCCCACCAGACUGUCCCCUCGCUCGCCAUCCUGGCCCUGCUCCUGGAGCUACCCCUGAAGUCCCACUGUCCCUGUGGACUUCUACCUCUUGGUGACAGCAAAGUAAUAAACAAGGGUAGCAUCAGUCAGGGAGGA